This is a messenger RNA of Pezoporus flaviventris, 2469 nucleotides long. It is a transcript of the gene RPAP2, whose product is annotated as RNA polymerase II associated protein 2. NCBI's taxonomy places the organism in Eukaryota, Metazoa, Chordata, Aves, Psittaciformes, Psittacidae. Gene Ontology annotation, cellular component: nucleus; cytoplasm. The transcript is spliced from 13 exons. The record is from RefSeq and is a predicted model, not a curated record. Gene Ontology annotation, molecular function: RNA polymerase core enzyme binding; RNA polymerase II CTD heptapeptide repeat phosphatase activity. Bases 43 to 1875 code for a protein of 610 amino acids.
AAGGUCAGAGGGCGCGAAUGAAGGAGGGAGCGGGCAGGCGCGAUGAUGGCGGCCGGGAAGUCGCGAUGCAGCGAGAAGGGGAAAGUCAGCCGGCGGCGUAAAGGAAAUAAGAAUCCAGAUGCUCUGAAGAAUGAAGAUGCUGCUCAAAGGAAAGCAGCUCUGGAGGCUGCUGUGAGAAAGAAGAUUGAAUUUGAAAAAAAGGCGUUGAAUAUUGUUGAACAGCUCCUGGAAGAGAACAUUACUGAAGAGUUCCUUCUGAAUUGUGGAAAAUAUAUUACCCCAUCUCACUAUAAAGACAUUGUUGAUGAACGGUCUAUCAUCAAACUGUGUGGUUAUCCUCUAUGUCAAAAUAAACUGGAAAAUGUGCUGAAACAGAAGUACAGAAUUUCAACAAAAACAAACAGAGUUUAUGACAUCACAGAAAGAAAGUGCUUUUGCAGCAACUUUUGCUAUAAAGCAUCCAAAUAUUUUGAAGCUCAGAUUUCCCAAAGUCCAGUAUGGAUGCGAGAAGAAGAAAAGCCACCAGACAUAGAGCUGCUGAAGAAGGGACAGAGUGGACAGUCUGGAGAAGAAGUGAAAAUAUGUGAUGAGACAAUUAAAGCAUCCGACAUUGAAAAUCAUAAUCCAUGUGAAUCUGCUUCUCAAGACAAAGCCAGUGACAGCAGUAGUGAUACCGAACAAGAAUUUGUUUCUUCUGUCCUACCAGGAAGUCAGUCAAGUUCAGCCAGUAUUGCACAGCAGUUGCACAGAAACAGCAUCCUCAAAAAGAAGCCUGCUCAGAAAGUAUAUUCCAGCCCUAAAACUGAAGACUCAGAUGUGGUAGAAGUCACUGAACGACUAUCUAAUUGUAAAUUAGAUGCUCAAGAAGAAAAACGUGCUUGCUCUGGUCAUAAUGAAGUAACUGUAACACCUUCAACAGGUGUGACCCCAGGGAAACCAAGUGCUUCAGAAAACUGUGAAAAUACCUGUGGUUCACAGAUAGUUUAUCUAGGUGUGAGCAGAAGAGGGGCAGAACAUCUUAAAAGAGCACUAGCUAACUCAAAGGAGCAUAGAACAGCAGAACUGAGGCAUCCAGUUAAUUCCAAGGGCAGUUUAUUACAAGUGCUUAAGCAAACACUUACAGAAUGGAGAACUGAGGAAACUUUAAAAUUUCUCUAUGGCCCAAACUACAGUUCUUUAUGUUCUUCAGAGAGCAUAGCAUCUGCUGACCGGGAGAAUGAAGAGCUUGAUGAGGAUGACUUAGAUACAGCUGAUGAUCUUAAUGCUGGUGCUGUAGGGGGGUCUGAAAACAGUUUGAACUAUUCAUUACCUUUCACAGGCCCAGGUGGAAUAGUUAAGCCAGUGCCUAGUUAUGAAAAGUUAAAAGAAGAAACAGAGUUCCUACAACUCCGAGUAAAAGAGUUCUAUAAAGGAAAAUGCAUCUUGGCUGAAGAGGCAGAGACAAGUGCACAAGCAGAGGAACAUCCAAGCAAAGAUGAGGAUGAUCAGCAGGAAGAUCUCACCUUCCCACUUGUUGAUUCAAAUGCACAAAUGCAGAUUAGAAAGAGAAUCGUCCUUGAAAAACUCAGAAAAGUACUGCCUGCAGUUUUGGGCCCUCUUCAGAUUACUCCGGGUGAUGUUUAUACAGAGCUGAAAAAUCUUGUCAGAACUUUCCGGUUAACAAACAGAAAUAUUAUUCACAAAAUGCCUGAAUGGACUCUAAUUGCUAUUGUUUUGUUAUCUGUAUUGUCACAAACUACUCCGCUUUUCAAGAGUACUGAGAUGAGCCCAGUGCACACCCAGUUCCUGACUACAUUGCUGGAGGAACUGCAUUUCACAAAAGAAGAUCUGGAAAGUUUAACAAGAGUAUUUCUCAAGGACUGCCUGCUUCAAUGAAUAAGGUGAUCAUGUUAACAUCUCCUGCUAUCUGAAAUAGUGGUUCAGAGAACAGAAGAACACCUUCAACUGUUGGACCUUCUUUCUUUAAAAAAAGAAAAAAAUACAUUUACUCUUAAUUAUACUUCUUGCACUUUUGAUUUUUCAUUUCCUUCCUAUGAAUAAGAAUUCUCAAGUCUUGUGGAGAAGCCAACUCUAACAGCAGUUGUUUAAGACUAGGUAAAACGUAGAUCAUCUGAAAACCGUCUAUUUAAAAGCAGUAAAAAGGAAUUUGCAUUGGUUGGGAUUUUACUUGCCCUGGAAAUCUUUAGCCAACAUUUGUCUACAAGAACUGGGGAACGAAAGGAAAAAAAACAAGCAUAUUAGCCUGGAGUGUUAAGAACACUGUAGCUGACAUUUUUCCAAUUGAUCCAAUGCUUGGAACAGUAAUCUUUAAAAACAAUGACAAGAGUAUAUAAAGAUGUCUGAUGUAUAGCCUGUUUGUCUUACUGCUUAUGAGAAAUGUGGUGGUCUUUGAACUUGUGUACAAGGUAAAUAGCUUCUAAUGGUUACUAAUUUGGACUUUAAAAUAUAUUUUAAUAACUAAAAGCUGAA